AUGACGGGUGGCAUCCCUCAGGGUGCGGUCGGCGUGUCUGUCAUUGUCCUGCUGUACUCUGCAGGAUGUCUCACGCUCACUACGCUGCUGACUUGUCUGCUUGUUAGCUUUGGCGAAGCAUGGUCAUAUGUCACCAUCUUUUCCGGCUUCACGGCUCUCAGUACAUUUGCGUCACUCAUCCAGCAAAUCCACUAUGCCGCAGCUUGGGAGGUCAUCAAAGAAGCACAAUUUCACAAGGCUGUGGAGUCUCAAACUCGCAAAGGCCUGGCAUUCGGCGGCGCUGCUCAGAUCGUUGACCAAGUUCUAUUCUAUAUCCAAUUCUACAGUUACAAUGUCAUGGCACUCAAUGUCUUUUUCUGGACGGUUGCCUUAUUUGCAGGCGCAUGGGAGCUUCGAUCGAAUUGGCUUGGCGAAUGGCAACACAGGAUGGCCCCAGUCUCGAAGGUCUUUUCGGUUCUCUUCCCAAUUCUCGUUAUCGGAUUGAUGCAGAUUGAGUCUCUACAAAAGGAACCAUCUGCUUUUAUCAUUGUUACAUAUUUUGCAAUGUUCACGAGUCUUUCCAUGGGUAGCAUCCUACUAGUCUUAAUCCUCUAUAAGUACAUGAAGACUCGCCGACUUGUAGCUGGACAUUCGCAGAGAAGGGGUCGCUGGUGGGCCUCAGAUGGAUCCAAGUCUAGGACUGAUGAAUCAGCAUAUGCCGAAGGAACAGUCGAUACCGCCAUAUCAGGAACUCUUUCGAGCACACGCAGGUCAAUUUAUGACCGAGCACUUAUCACUCGCUUCACUAUUGGUUUUGUCAUUCUUGCGUUAUUCGAAAUCACCAUCAUAAUUUUCACACUAUUUCAAGCCAGUAAUAACGCCAGCAUUGCCGCAGCCGGCAAGCCAGACUUCAGCGUAUCUGGAUCCAUUGUUGACAUCGUUCUUUUUAUUCCCGGAGUUACGGCAUCCUUGGUCGCCUUCCUUGUAUUCGGGACAACCAAGUCAUGGCGUCAAUAUCGAGACCUGGUUGUAGGCGGGUGUGGCCUGAGACGAAAAAUCGUCCACAGAAAACAGCAAAGAGAUGAAGAAGCGAGCAGGCCUCAAGGCUUAGAAUUCGAGAGGUUGCCAAGUCUUCAGAAAUCUGCAUCCGAAGAGCAGCGAAAAGCUGUACAGGAGUCUGAAAACCGGGUCCGAAUGUUCGCCAGAGAGUUGAAUCACAAUACAGAACCUGCUGCCGAAAGCUCGACUCCUCCAAAAGCUCACCUACGAUCCCCAAGCAAUACCCGAGUUCCGCAAUUCCAUCGCCCCAUGCCACCUAGAACAGAAAGCAGCUUGACAUCUGGCCUCAUCGAAGUCGGCAUAUCCAUCGCUCCGGGAAACCAGGUCGUCCAGUAUGAUAGUCCGAAUAGCAAGAAGAUGCAGCCACAAGAGUCGAUUGCAGAAAGGAGCUACGAGUUCUACCACGAUGUCCUUCACUCCGGCUCCUACAUCUGGCGCAUCCGCUCUCUGCACGCCCAAUACGGCCCCAUAAUCCGCAUAUCCCCCAACUGCAUCCACAUCAACGACCCCAACUUCUACGACAUCUACAGCGGCAGAGUUGGCGAGAGGCGCAACAAAUAUCCCUGGUCAGUAACGCACUUCGCCUGUCCGCAGUCCAUAAUCGCGACCGUUGAUCACGACCACCAUCGGCUGCGCCGCUCAGCCGUAUCCCGUUAUUUCGCUAAGUCGAACAUCCGAGCUAUUGAGCCGGAGCUCAAAAAGCAUGUGGAGAAAUUCAUGGAGAGGAUGAAAGAGUUUGAGGGGAAAGGCAAUGGGCGGUGGGGAAAGGGAGAGACGGGCUUUGGAGAGCCGGUGAAUAUCUGGAAUGCGUUCAAAGCGCUGGCCAGCGAUGUGGUGACGGGGUGUGCGUUUGGCGAGAGCCAUGAUUUCCUGAGUAUCCCGGACUUCAAUGCGGGGUUCUGGAAUGUGUUUACGGAUGCUGUGAGGAUGGAUGCGCUGACGAAUCAUUGGCCUUGGUUUCUGCCGCUUCUGAUGAGCUUGCCGGAGUUUGUCAGGGAGGGGAUGGGGAUGGGGUAUAUGUUGGUGUUUGAAAAGAAAUCACGAAAUCAGUUGAAACGCAUGGUCGCAAACCGAGAGCUGGAAGAGAAAGGCACCAAGACCAUUUUCGGAGACGUAUUGCGGAGCAAUCUCCCUGCAGCAGAGAAAAGCGUUGACAGAAUGUGGCAUGAUGGCCAAGUUUUCAACGUAGCAGGAAGCGAAACAACGUCCUGGACAUUGGUGAAUUGUAUUGUUUACCUGCUCAGUAACCCUGAGAUCAUGACGAGCUUGAGAGAAGAAUUGAAAACCGUGUUGAAGGAUGGCACAAUUACUGGCGUGACAGUCGCUGAGCUGGAGGCAUUGCCAUAUCUCACUGCUGUUCUCAAAGAGUCUCUGAGGUUAAGUUAUGGAAUUUCAGGUAGACUGUACCGCAUAUCCCCAGAUAAAGCUCAAGUCUUCAACGAUGGAACGCGGGAUUGGAUCCUUCCAGCAGGCGUAUGUUCUCUAAACUUUCACAGUCCGUAG
Molecule: messenger RNA, 2541 nt
Organism: Cadophora gregata
Lineage: Eukaryota; Fungi; Ascomycota; Leotiomycetes; Helotiales; Ploettnerulaceae
Exons: 8
Coding region: 1-2541 (846 amino acids)
Molecular function (GO): heme binding; oxidoreductase activity, acting on paired donors, with incorporation or reduction of molecular oxygen; monooxygenase activity
Source: RefSeq, a predicted model, not a curated record